Messenger RNA from Onthophagus taurus, 4471 nucleotides. RefSeq names its product Transcriptional coactivator yki (gene yki). Gene Ontology annotation, cellular component: cytoplasm; nucleus. The record is from RefSeq and is a predicted model, not a curated record. Gene Ontology annotation, biological process: positive regulation of transcription by RNA polymerase II; hippo signaling. NCBI's taxonomy places the organism in Eukaryota, Metazoa, Arthropoda, Insecta, Coleoptera, Scarabaeidae. Gene Ontology annotation, molecular function: transcription coactivator activity; protein binding.
GUAAUAUUAAACAAACACAAGAUAAGUAAUCAAAUCGCAAGUAAGAGAUAAAGCAGAAGCAGUACCCAAUUGAUGUGAUUAAAGUGUAUCAGUGUGAAUCGAGUGUUCGAGGCGAUAGCGUUCUCGGGGUUGGGGUACUCGCGAUAAAAGUGUACAAGUAGUAGAAGAUCGGUUUUUUCGAGGGGUAACUUGAGCCGAUUGUCACGGAUAGCGGAACAGUAAAUCAGGUGGCGCCAUCUGGUCAGGGACCAGGAGGCUGGUGCUACUUGUCAGCGUAGGAACCACUACAGGUGUGUCUCCGGUCAUGCAUUCCUGAACACAGAAACGCGACGUCAGGAAAGGGGCUCCGGGACGACGACGACGACGACGAACGUCACGGAACGGGCAACAACGGGUUACGGGUAACAGAACAUCGAAAUCGCGAAUCGGGGACUGAACCACACUGAACAGUCCGGUGUCCCCACAGUCCACGGUCAGUCUACGGAGAGUUAACUACCGACCAACAAGUAACUAAAAAAGAAUUAAUAAAACAAAACAGACACAAAAAAAAGAAAAAAAAAACAAAUUUUUUUUUUAAUUAACCAAUAAAAAUAAAUAAAAAACCGGACGAUUCCGGACGCGUCCGGCGUCGUCGUUUUCUAAAGUGAAGAAGAAAAUCUGUUGUGCGGAGGUGGGUGUCGGGAGAUUUUUCUUAUUAUUUUUUCUUAAAAAGAUAAGUGUCGGAAGAUAUGGCCCUAAAUCCGGAUGAGUCGGGUAAACAGGUGGUAAGAGUUGAUCAAGACUCCGAAACGGACCUGCAGGCUCUUUUCGAUACCGUGUUGAAGCCGGAUUCAAAACGUCCCCUUCAAGUGCCGUGGAGUAUGCGGAAGUUGCCCGAUUCGUUUUUCAACCCGCCAUCGACCGGUUCGAAAUCGAUCAACCAUUCGCGCGAGAACUCCGUUGAUUCGGCAUUCGGAUCAACCACUGGUACAAAUUCUUCAGCUACGUCAACGGGUGCAACAAUUAACCCUGUACAACCAGUUCAUCAUAGGGCGCAUAGUUCUCCAGCGUCCCUUCAACAAACAUACGCUGUCGGACAGCAACAGCAACAGCCGGCCCCGGCCCAUCACCACAUCAAACAAAGGUCCUAUGACGUUGCCACUAAGACAGAAGAUGCGACCCCGUUGCCCCCCGGUUGGGAACAGGCUCGUACGCCGGAAGGUCAGGUUUAUUAUCUAAAUCAUAUCACGCGCACGACGACAUGGGAAGACCCAAGGAAGACCCUGGCCACUCAGGCAGCCGCACAACAACACCAAAGCGCCGAGCAACUGUUGACAACGCAUCAAGUAACAUCUCCAACGCAAACAAACAGUACAGGUGUAAAUGGAAGUUCGGACGUAGAAUUAGGACCAUUGCCGGAAGGAUGGGAACAAGCACAGACGUCAGAAGGUGAAAUAUAUUUUAUAAACCAUCAAACGCGCACAACGUCAUGGUUCGACCCAAGAAUACCCCAACACGUGCAACGUUCGCAAGUGCUCGGAAAUCAAUGGGUACAAGGUCCAGUUUCUCCCCAAUCCCGAUGCGACAAACAAUCAAAAUUGCGUUUGCAACUACUCCAAAUGGAACGUGAACGUUUGAAACAACGGCAGCAGGAAAUACGAAGGCAGCAAGAGUUGAUGAUGCGAGGAAGCAGUACCGAAUUGCAAAUGGACCCGUUCUUAUCCAGUUUUACCGAACAUACUCGUCAGGAAUCGGCCGAUAGCGGACUGGGUAUGGGAACGACCCUCUCGAUGCCGCAGACACCCGAAGACUUUCUUGAGAACAUCGAUGAUAACAUGGAGGUGAGCAGCGACAGUCACACGAUGGAUACACCGGAUAUUUCUCUCAGCGAGAACAUCGAUUCAACAGACGACCUCGUGCCCUCGUUGCAUCUUGGCGAGGAGUUUCCGAACAUAGAGGACGUCCAAUCGUUGAUAAGGCCUGAAAAUCUUAUUUGGUUGUAAAACUUUAUUUUUUUUAUAUUCUUUCGCGUCCUCUCCCGUCGCUAUAUUUCCGUCGAUCAACUCUUCUUCUCAUUAAUUUUUUUUCUAAGAGCUUUUUAUUUUUCUCUUUUUUAUUUUCUAUUUUCGACGCAUGAUACAUAUUGGAAACUCGUACACGGUAAGUUUACUACAUUUUAUUUCUACGGAAAUGACGAUAUAUUUUUUAUUUUGAUACCUUUUAUUCAUUAUUUUUUUAGCGAAAAUAUAUCGCCCUUUCUUUUAUAAUUUAAUAACUUAAAUAAGAAAAAAAUAUAUGUAUAUACAGGUUGGAGGAAAGUCUAAGAAACAUUCAAUUAUUUCAAAAAAAUCCUUUGUUAUCUAUACUCUAAUAUUAUCUCUUAGGUUUUAAGGUUUAAAUUAUCUUUAAGUUUUAAGUUUGCUAAAUUAACUGGGAUUUUUUCCGGUUAAUUUAGAACCCAAAACAAACCUUUAAAUCACUUUUACUUAUACAUUAAAACAAUCAAAUGAUCUCCACUGUUCAAAAAAUUUUUUUAGAUGUAAAUAUUGAGAAUAUAUUUAUACAAAAAAAAUUUUAUUUUUUUUAUAUUUUACAAAAUUGAAGCGAAGUUGUAAAUAUUUGUUAAAAAGAAAUUAUUAUUUUGCGGCAUAAAUCUGCCUUUUAAUAAUGUGAUAGUAAUAUAAUGAAAAUCAAACGAGUACAAAAAUUAUUCAAGAUCACAAAGAUUGUUGAUAUGUAUAAAAUGGUUAUUCUCAAGAAAUUAUUUUUAUUCUUAUCAAGGUACAAAAAUUAAUUACUAAAAUUGUUUGAACUGAUUGAGUGUUUCUUUACUCUGCUACAUCUUCGUAUGUAAAUAUUUGUUGAGAUUAUUAUUUAGAAAAAUUCAUUGUAAGUGACCAAUCAAAGUUGCAAUCAUAAGCAAUCAAAAUAUAUUUAAAAAAACGAAACGGUAAAGUAAUACGCUUCUAAAAAUGCAAUAAUAAUUAAUAAUCGAUUUAUACACGAUGUUAACAAAUAAUUGUUAAAGUUCUAUAUUCAUAUAAAAAUACGUCGCGACAUACAUAUUUAUGGAAACGUUAUUUUUUAAUGUUGGGUAUGUUUAUCAUACAUUUUAUAGUUUGUAACUUUUUAUCUUAGUUGUUGUAGUAUAUAAAAUUAAUCGAGAUUUAGAAGCUCCAAUCAAAACGAAAACGAAAAAAAAUCAAAAAAUUAUUUUUUCUCGUAAUUUAUUUUCUUAUUUUUUUGUCCCGUUUAAAAAAAGAAUAAUAGCUAUUAAAUGAAUAUGCCGAGCCUCUUCGUUCUGUGAUUAGACGGAAUAUAAAACCUUUUUUGAAAAAUCGCAAUAAUGCCGAAUUAAAAAAGAAAGAAAUAUUGAGUAUUAUAAAUAUAUGUAUACACAUUUAUAAUUAUAUAUUUACAUGUUAGUAGUUGAGCGUAUACGGUUUUCGUAUACGUUUUUUUAGCUGUUUUUUUCAUUUUCUCAUUUUACAUUUGUUUUUCUUUUGUAAGUUAUUCAACGGCACGCCCUUCUCCUGAUAGGAAAAGACGCGCGGCUGUUACGAAAAUGAAUCAAAAUUAACUUUUAAAAAGUUUUUUAUAAUAACGUACACACUUUUUGAAAAAAACACUGUCGUUUAUGCUCACAACGUAUAACAAAUCCAUCCAUAUGAGGUGCCUUUACAUUUUUGUAAAUAUAUUGGACAAUAUAUUUUGUAAUCGUUAGCGUUAACUAAUAAUAUACAUUUAUUAAAAAAUGAAUUAACAUUAGGAGUGCCUUCAACACUUAAAAAAAUAAUUUAAAAAAUCUUUACAGUAGAUUUUAUGUAGUACUAAGCAAGUUUGACAGCAAUGAUAUUUUUACCAUAAUUUUUUUUAUAUAAAUAUAUAUAUAUUGUGUAAAUUGCAUCACCGUCGUGUUAUGGUUAUGCAAUUUUUUUUAUAUAUAUGUUUUUAUGUUUGGAACAAUUAUAGGCAGUGAACAAUAAUAAUAAUUAUUAUAUUAAAAAAAUUAAAUGCUGAAGCGAUACAAAACUUCUUUCUAAACCGAACCACUUUCAAUAAAAAAAAUUUUGUUCGGUUCGAUUUAGCGAGUGAGGUCUAAACGCGUUUUUUUUUCUUUUUUACGAUAUAAAUUGUUCUUUAUAGUUAACAAUUAAUCGGAUCAAACGAGACGGUUGUUCUAAUUUUUUUUUCUCUGUAUAUUCAUAUUACAUAUACUUGUGGUGAACUAUAUCCGUGUUUGUAAUGUGCAGUAUCUUUUUAGGGCCUUACUUGUAUUAUAUUAUACAUCUGAUUUUAUUAUGUACAUUUUGAUAAGUUAACAUUUUACUCAUCUAAUUUUAUUUUAUUUUUUGUUUUGAUUUAUUAUUUUUUUUUUCGUCUGCAGCUUAGCAAUGCUGCAAAUCCCUAAAUAUUUUUCUUACAUAUUUUUUUUCUCUCCUGAUAUUAUGUAUGUAGUAGCCAUGUAAUGUAAAUAAAAUACAGAAUUUAA